This is a messenger RNA of Colletotrichum fioriniae, 441 nucleotides long. The record is from RefSeq and is a predicted model, not a curated record. NCBI's taxonomy places the organism in Eukaryota, Fungi, Ascomycota, Sordariomycetes, Glomerellales, Glomerellaceae.
AUGCGGCCCCCUUCGCCCCCAGACUCAGCCAGAGCCGCAGGGACCCCGACAGACGGCAGCGUCUCCCCAUUGCCUACAGCGGAGGACCCUGCAAAUAGUGCUCUCGUUGAAGCGACCGAAGAAGACGACGUGCAUAUCACGGUGAAGUCAGAGCCGGCCAAGACCGUAAGACGAGAAUUGCACGGCAUACAACUAUUCAUGAUCACGAUCAACGGAACACUCGGCACUGGCUUAUAUGGCAGGACAGGUCAGAUUCUCGAGCUCGGAGGCCCAGUCGCGGUUAUCUUGUCCUUUUUCCUCGUCGGGUCACUAGCAUGGGCAGUCAUGCAGUGCAUUACUGAGCUACUAUGCAUCUGGCCUAUCCCAGGUGCGCUAUCAGUCUAUGUUGCUGAGUUCGUGGACAACGAACUCGGCAUAGCUGUUGGCGUCGCCUACUGGUGA